UCCCAACCGAUUGGCCCUGUGUGUGUUUUUUCUGGAUUUCUGUCUCAGUCUUUCCUGUCCCGCUUCCACCGUGUUCUGAUAGAAUUGGAGACAUGAAGAGAAAACUGCUGAAGGAACACAGAGAAUACAAUAAUCUCGUGUGUGUGGCCUUCCUACUGCGUAACUCCGGCUGGUGCCUCCGAAGAGCUCACAUAAAGGCGCAACCACUUCCGUCUACACACAAAUAGUAGGAAUAACGCUAAGGCACGCUAUGCAUGCAGGUACUACCAACUCCAUGAUGCAAGUCAUGCCCAACGCGGACCUAGACCUGCUGCUCAAUGUCGACACAUGGGAGGCUAGCUGGGGUAAGACGGACAGGGCCAAGGCGGCUCUGGACAUGGGAGAGCCAGAUAGAAGCUUCGCAAGGGAGCUAGUUCGAGCAACGAAGAGGCACCUGGGGGGAGGGGUGGGGGGAGACGGUUCGAUGGAAGGCGUUGGGUGGCAGGGCUCUUCGGCUUGGAUAGCAGACCAGUUCCAGCUUCACUUCGAAGACCUGGUCACCACGGCUGCCGAGUGCUUGGCGCGAAAUGCCAGCCUCGAACAAGCCCGUAGACGAGAAGAGGAAGAGGAGGAGCAGAGACGAAAGGCUGAAUUGGAAAAUGGAGGGAGGGGCUCCGCGAUGGAGAUGAUCGCUGGAGUGGUUACCCCCACCCUAGAGGGCAUCGGCCUCAGAAAGGCAUGGCAGCAGACAGCUACCUGGCUGAAUGGCUCAGGACCCGUCCCAGUAGCGACAGCUCUAGAAGCACACGGCAAACGGUGGUCGGAGCUGUGGACAGAGUCGGAGAACUUCGCCGUGUGGCAGUCGUCGCACCGCCUCGCGGGCGCCAACGGAAACCCAUCGGAGGCGUUCCCAUCAUCAUCGUCGCUGCGCUCGGAAAAUAACAACAGUGCUUCCUUCUCCGGCGGCGAUGGCGGAAACACCAACAACAGCAGCCACAGCAGCGAUCCCAACAAAGCUGUGCUCCGUCCGUCAACAGGAGCGAGCUUUUCGAACGGCAACGGCAGCAGCAGCACGCUGGCAAAUGCGCUGCUGUGCAGCAACGGGCUGGCCGGCGCGGGCGCCUUUUUCAUCGACGACGUUAGUAGCAGCAGUAGUGCCAAGAAGGCGGGGUCGGAAGGGGCGCCGCAGUCUGGCGUUAAGACGUACACGUACGAGGGGAGCGGGGACACCUAUACCGGUUCGUGGAGAAACGGGCGUCGACACGGCGUGGGCGUGUACGAGGAACGAGCCACUGGGAACAGUUACGAGGGGGACUGGGUCGAAGACGCUCGACACGGGCGAGGGGUGCUUACAUCGGGUGAUAAGGAUUUCGUGUACGACGGAGAAUGGGUGGAUGACAAAAGAACUGGCGUGGGCAACUCGGUCAUCAGGGGCACGGAGACGUAUAGCGGGCGUUGGAAGGACGGGGAGUUCCACGGGGGAGGCGUUCACUGCGACGCCAGAGGGAACGUCUACGACGGGGAGUUUGUCCAUGGCCAGCGAGAAGGCGUUGGUCGAUGGACAGCGAAGUCGGGCUUGGAGUACGUCGGCGAGUGGCGUGCUGGACAGAUGUCGGGGGUGGGGCAGUCCACGGAAAAGGACGGAACAGCAUACUCGGGGGAGUGGCACAACGGCCGAUAUUCUGGGGAAGGGACUCUCACCCUCCCGACCGGGGCCCGAUAUGAAGGAAUGUUCCGAGAAGGGGAGAAGCACGGAUCGGGGUCUCUACUCACUGCGGAAGGCGAUACUCUGGAGGGGGAGUGGGUCAAGUCCAGGCCUCAGGAAGGAGACACGGAAUGGCGAAUACGCUUCGCGAACGGGGAUCAUUACGCCGGAACGGUCCUAGAAGGCGUUCCGCACGGCACCGGGACCUACAAGUACUCGAACGGGGACAUCUUCACCGGAGGCUGGGACAGAGGCCUCCGACACGGGCAGGGCAUCUGUGUCUUCGCGAACGGGGAGAAGUUCGAGGGGGAGUGGGUGCGAGAUCACAUCUCCUACCAUGGGAAAGGGGCGCUUACCCUUGCAGACGGGACUACCCACGACUUUUCUUGACGUCAUCUCAUGUCACGUCAUGGGUUGAUGGCGUUGCCGUAGAGGUCCCUUUUGACUGCCGGUAGGUGCCCAGAUAAUUCACCGGCACAGUGCCGGGCCGGUACUAUUCAAAAUAUUGAAUUCACUAUUCAAAGUAUUGAGAAUGACUUGGAAUUCGCUACUGUGUGUCCGCCGAAAGCACCGGCACUAUAUUCCGGGCACCGGCUCUAAAUAGGGACCUCUGCUGUACCUGUACAGUCGUGGCUCCGAUAUUUGAGGAUUAAGGGGCUCCGAUGUUACAGGUGUCUUGGUCACUCCGCCGCCGUCCUACAUUGGAGUCAUAGUUGUACCCGUUGUCGACAGGGAAGAAGCGGUAUCCCUUCCCCGAUUGGAAGGAACUCCGCUUGGGGUGCAACUGUGGCCUCAUCCUGGUCCUUAAAAGAGUGUUUUGUAGAUUAUCAUGUUCCACGUGGUCUACGGUGCUGGCGAGGGGUUGACAUGAUGACCGUCUUGUAGAUUAACCCAUGUUUUGGUCCAAGCUCAAGCCUGUCGGAGCGACGUAGACGAUCAGCGGAGGCGUUGUCUGCUGUGAAGUGUGAUAUUCGAGUUGGACGUUUACUCCGAUUUGAUGGUUGACCACCAAAUGAAAUGAAAAUUAAGCAAUUGCGCUCAAUAUUUCAGCACCCUCCGCCGGCAGCUUCGAAGGGGAGAGAGAACAGUCGUGACGGGAACAUGCAGCAGUUAUGUAAAUCCUCGUCCGACGGAGUGACCAAUAGACUGUAUCACGUACACACGUCAUCCACUUACCUGCUAGCGGGAGUGAUCGAAUAGACUGUGUGACGCACACACGUUUCGCCCACUCGAAUGAACAUGUGGGUGCAGAGAGCAGGGUGGGUGGCUGUCGUGUGAAGGAAUGAAAUGUAAGUGAUAAGCGUCAGCGGAUUGG
Molecule: messenger RNA, 2999 nt
Organism: Ectocarpus sp. CCAP 1310/34
Lineage: Eukaryota; Phaeophyceae; Ectocarpales; Ectocarpaceae
Source: the annotation of a GenBank genome assembly